CUUCUCAUCAUUCCCUCCAACCUCUCUCUCUCUCUUAAAAAUUGUUACUUUCUCUCUCUAAAAGACUUCGAUUGUUAAUCAGCUUCUCUCUCUAGAUAAAGCUUUCAAUUCUCUCUCUCUCUCUCUCUCUCUCUCUCUCUCUCUCUCUCUCUUUCUUUUUCCUCUGCUCUGUUCAUCUCUUGCGUCUUCUCCUAUUGAAAGGAAACAACUUUGACUAAAAAGAUUGUAUAUUUUUUUGCAAUUAUUUCUCAUCAGAUUGGAUCUGGGCUUGGAGCUGAAUAGCGUAGGUUGUUAGUGUUCUCUGAAAGAGUGGUAAAGACUGCUAAAGCAUGUCUGUUUCAAUGAGAGAUUUGGAUCCAGCUUUCCAAGGAGCUGGACAAAAAGCCGGCAUUGAGGUAUGGCGUAUAGAGAAUUUCAGCCCUACACCCAUUCCUAAGUCCUCCAUUGGCAAGUUUUUCACCGGAGACUCUUACAUAGUAUUGAAGACAACGGCGUUGAAAACAGGUGCAUUGCGCCAUGAUAUCCAUUACUGGCUUGGUAAAGAUACCUCUCAGGAUGAAGCUGGGACUGCUGCAGUUAAGACGGUUGAAUUAGAUGCAGCUCUAGGAGGUCGUGCAGUUCAGUAUCGGGAAGUUCAAGCCCACGAAACCGAGAAAUUCUUGUCGUACUUUAAGCCAUGUAUCAUACCUCAAGAAGGUGGUGUAGCUUCAGGAUUCAAACACGUGGAAGCUGAAGAGCAUAUCACCCGCUUGUUCGUCUGCAGAGGAAAACAUGUUGUUCAUGUCAAAGAGGUCCCGUUUGCUAGGAGUUCUUUAAACCAUGACGACAUUUACAUUCUUGACACAAAGUCAAAGAUUUUUCAGUUCAAUGGAUCAAAUUCAAGUAUCCAAGAGAGAGCAAAAGCAUUGGAAGUGGUUCAAUACAUCAAAGAUACUUACCAUGAUGGCACAUGUGAAGUUGCUACCGUUGAGGAUGGGAGACUUAUGGCUGAUGCUGAGAGUGGAGAGUUUUGGGGUUUCUUUGGUGGUUUCGCUCCUCUACCUAGAAAAACAGCUAAUGAUGAAGACAAAACUUACACUUCAGAUAUCACACAAUUAUUUUGUGUGGAGAAGGGACAAGCAAAUCCUGUUGAAGGAGAUUCUUUGAAAAGAGAGAUGCUGGAUACAAGCAAGUGUUACAUUCUUGAUUGUGGACUCGAAGUGUUUGUUUGGAUGGGUAGAACCACAUCUCUUGAUGAUAGAAAAGUUGCAAGUGGAGCAGCAGAAGUAAGUUUUUUUUCUUUAUCAAAUCUAAAGAAAGUCUUACAAUCUCUUUGUUGUGGGUAUGCUGAUGUUAGAAGAAUCAUGCAGGAAAUGAUUCGUUCAUCUGAACGACCCAAAUCGCAAAUGAUCCGGAUAAUAGAGGGGUUUGAAACCGUGACAUUUAGAUCAAAGUUUGAUACCUGGACUCAAGAAACUAAUACAACCGUGUCAGAGGAUGGUAGAGGCAGAGUUGCUGCACUUUUGCAACGGCAAGGAGUGAAUGUGAGAGGCCUGAUGAAAGCUGCUCCACCUAAAGAAGAGCCUCAAGCUUUCAUUGAUUGCACGGGGAAUCUGCAGGUUUGGCGUGUGAAUGGUCAGGAAAAGAUUCUUCUUCAAGCUGCUGAUCAUUCGAAGUUCUACAGUGGAGAUUGCUAUGUUUUCCAGUACUCUUAUCCUGGAGAAGAAAAGGAAGAAGUUCUUAUAGGAACUUGGUUCGGCAAGCAAAGUGUGGAGGAAGAAAGAGCUUCUGCAGUCUCUAUGGCGAGCAAAAUGGUUGAGACAAUGAAGUUUGUGCCAGCUCAAGCUCGCAUCUAUGAAGGAAAAGAACCUCUUCAGUUCUUUGUGAUUAUGCAAAGCUUUAUAGUUUUUAAGGGUGGUAUUAGCAGUGGAUAUAAGAAAUAUAUAGCAGAGAAAGAAGUUGAUGAUGAUACAUACAAUGAGAAUGGUCUUGCUCUAUUCCGCAUUCAAGGGUCUGGUCCGGAGAAUAUGCAAGCCAUACAAGUUGACCCGGUUGCUUCAUCAUUGAACUCCUCAUACUGUUACAUACUACAUAAUGAUUCUUCUGUCUUUACUUGGAUUGGGAAUCUAGCAACCUCAACUGACCAGGAACUCGUUGAGAGACAGCUUGAUCUUAUUAAGCCAAACCUUCAGACUAGAGCACAAAAGGAAGGUUCAGAAUCAGAACAGUUCUGGGAGUUAUUAGGAGGCAAAAGCGAAUAUAGGAGCCAAAAGCUCACAAAAGAACCAGAGAGUGACCCUCACUUGUUCUCUUGCUCGUUCACUAAAGACAUUCUGAAGGUGACAGAGAUAUAUAACUUCACUCAGGAUGACUUGAUGACCGAAGAUAUAUUUAUUGUUGACUGUCACUCAGAGAUCUUUGUCUGGGUUGGCCAAGAAGUAGCCCCCAAGAACAAGUUGCUAGCGUUAACUAUUGGAGAGAAAUUCAUAGAGAAAGAUUCUCUCCUGGAAAAGUUAUCCCCUGAAGCUCCUAUAUAUGUGAUCAUGGAAGGUGGUGAGCCAAGUUUCUUCACCCGGUUUUUCACUUCUUGGGAUUCCUCUAAAUCAGCUAUGCAUGGAAACUCAUUCCAAAGAAAACUCAGAAUUGUCAAAAAUGGUGGAACUCCAGUUGCAGAAAAGCCGAAACGGCGAACUCCAGCUUCAUAUAGUGGACGAGCCAGCGUUCCUGACAAGUCCCAGCAGCGGACAAGAAGCAUGUCGUUUAGUCCAGAGAGGGUUCGCGUGAGGGGAAGAUCUCCAGCGUUCAAUGCACUGGCAGCAACAUUUGAGAGCCAAAAUGCAAGAAACCUCUCAACUCCUCCGCCAGUAGUUAGAAAACUUUACCCCAGAUCUGUCACUCCUGAUUCAUCAAAGCUUGCUCCCAAGUCUUCAGCCAUUUCUUCUCGUAGUGCCCUUUUCGAACAACGGUUAAAAACACCUCCCCAAGAACCUUCAGUUUCAAAACCACCCAAAGCGAGCCCAAAGACACCUGAGUCUCCAGCUAUGGAAUCCAACUCAAAAGGGAAGGAAGAGAAGAAGGAAAAUGAGAACGAGGAGGAGAAAUCAAUGAGCAGCAGGAUAGGAUCUCUGACGAUUCAAGAAGAUGCUAAAGAAGGAGUGGAAGAUGAAGAAGACUUACCAGCUCACCCAUAUGAACGUCUCAAGACAACUUCAUCUGAUCCUGUCUCAGACAUUGAUGUAACAAGGAGAGAGGCUUACCUUUCAUCAGAGGAGUUCAAAGAGAAGUUUGGUAUGACUAAAGAAGCUUUCUACAAGCUGCCUAAAUGGAAACAAAACAAAUUCAAGAUGGCUGUUCAACUCUUCUGAGAUAUGAUCCUUCUUCUUCUCCAUCAAACGCGCGCUAUUAAGAGGAGAAGAUUCGAGGGACAGUGUCAGUGCAUUUUAAGCUGUUUCUGCUCCCCAUGAGAGGCUUAAUAACAUUUCUUCAUGGCUUGUUUAAAAAAAACAACCCAAAUCAGUUUUAUUUUCCUUCUUUUUUCUCCUUCAAUCUUUCACCUUUGCUUUCAUCAUCUACUUGUUUGUCUCUCUUCCAAAUUUCUCCUUUUUUUUAUUUUUUUAAGUGAUGGGUUGAGGUUAGUUUGUUUCUUACUCAGGUCACAGGGUUUGGCCUUGAGUCUUUGAUUUAUUUAUUCUUGGGGUUAUUUUGCUACCAAAUUAAGGAAAUUUGGUUGCAAAAUAGAGAUUUUAUUGAAACAAAUAGAGACCGUAGAAGUUGAGAACUGGGUGUUUUUUGUGUGUACAGAAAAGUUUACAAACUAAAUUGUGUUACGUUAUAUUAAAUGCUUGUUUAAUUUCA
Messenger RNA from Brassica napus (rape), 3834 nucleotides. Its product is annotated as villin-4. Gene Ontology annotation, molecular function: actin filament binding. The transcript is spliced from 22 exons. The record is from RefSeq and is a predicted model, not a curated record. Lineage: Eukaryota; Viridiplantae; Streptophyta; Magnoliopsida; Brassicales; Brassicaceae. Gene Ontology annotation, biological process: actin filament severing; cytoskeleton organization. Bases 330 to 3344 code for a protein of 1004 amino acids.